Molecule: messenger RNA, 3324 nt
Organism: Rhipicephalus microplus (southern cattle tick)
Lineage: Eukaryota; Metazoa; Arthropoda; Arachnida; Ixodida; Ixodidae
Product: fanconi-associated nuclease 1-like
Biological process (GO): interstrand cross-link repair
Cellular component (GO): nucleus
Molecular function (GO): flap-structured DNA binding; 5'-flap endonuclease activity; 5'-3' exonuclease activity
Source: RefSeq, a predicted model, not a curated record
CACUGCCUUCACGUUUUUAGUUACCUCAUCUCUCUACCUAUUGUGUUUCUUUAAAAGUGUGUGCAAGUGCGCGUAAAAGUUUGCAAGUGUGAUAUUUGUGGACUGUUCGCUUGUCGUAUGUUGUUUUCGCCUUAUGGGAAACACAUGGAAAUCCGGUUCUGCUCUGAGUGCGACCAUUCAAGUGGUGUCGGUGCCAAAUUUGAGCUGUUGGAGUCAGCGUUGAAUGAGUGGGCACAUCGACCGGACCUCGCACAUCGGACACGCAGUUUCAUUUAACGAAUGCGUGGGGUGAAAACAAAGAACAAGCAUUUAUUUCUGCCUAUCGUGCAGUGGCCACCGAUUCGUAAUGUCGGGUGGUCAGUCCAAAAUCACGAACUUCUUUAUUUCCUCAAGCCCAGUCAAAACAUCUGCAGUAAGACCCGUGAAGUCUUCACCUAAAUCGACUACAAGAAGGGGUGGAAAACUAUCACUUAAAAAUAAAUCCACGCGAUUAUUCGCAGGUAACCAGAGUAAAAAGGUUAAACUGGACAGUUGCCGCGUGGCAUUGCCUGCCGACAAAGAUGACAGCGACGUGGAAAUCGUUGAAGUUGUACCUCCGCGAAAUAGCGCCAGUAACUUGGCCCUGGGGGAAAUGCUGAAAAUAAAAAACUAAAGGAGUGUCUGUGCGAAAAUGUCCAGAAGGACAGCGUAGGAAGUCCUGUGUGUCACAGUAGCGAACAUUUUGUUCCGGCAGAACACGAAAAAUGCCGUGACACAGAAUGCGGAACAGUAAAGCUGCCUGUACAGACUCUUUUAAGCCCUGUGAAAGAAUCAUCGAUUGUUAAUACUACGCGUAAUAAGAUACGCGGCCAUAAACUAGGUCUUAAAAAAGAAAGUGGUGUGAUAGAACUCAAGAAGUGCUGUGAUGAAGGACGCAGUGAACUAAAGCCAACUGUGCAAACUGUUUUAAGCUCGGUGAAGAAGUUGUCCAAUGUUGGUGGCGUGUCUGAGAAGCCAAGUGGCUUCAAACUAACUGUGCAGACAGAAAUUGUGGAAGGACAGAACAUGCAGUGCAAGCCAUUGGACUCAGCCAUGCGGCCUCCUUCAGAUCCACCUGAUGAAUCCACUGAUGGUAGUACAACAAAAAGUCCUUACUAUCUAGAGAACCUCGUAUUGAUAGUUAAUUCGAUUAAAGACACUGAUGACUGGGAUCUCUUCAACCAGCACGAACAGGAAAUGUUUUGCGAGUUUCUAGGAGCUGAUGAUAAGUGCCAGAAGCUGCUUGCCCGGCUUCUUCAGCGAAAGCACAUGUGGCGAAGAACGUAUAAAAUUGGUUACCCAGACAUAGCUAAUGAUGUUUCCCCAAUCCUGCUAACGCUAAGAGACAAAGGCUAUGUAGAAGAUGUGACAAGCUUGAAAGACCUGGAUGUGGCCUUGCGCCUGCUCUCACCAUUCGAGUUGAAGACCUUGGCUCAAGUGUUUAAGUUGAGGACGACUGGCCAGGGCAAAGGAAGUCUUGCAGACGCACUGAUGGAUCAUUGCAGCAAGCAGCAGACUGUGCUGUUUAGUUCCAAACAGGCAUCUCUUCAGGAGCUUGUACUAAAACGAGCACUGGCUUUGCUUGGUUCUGCGUGGAAGCUCUGUGAUGAGCCACGAGAUGCAUGGAGACGUCUGCUGAGGCUCUUCUCUCUGGGCACUCCGUGGGACAUGGAAGAAGCGGGAGAAACCCCGCAAGUGUAUGGUUUGCAGCUUGUAGCAGCUGGAAAGAUGGUCUUCCCUGAGUAUGAAGUUUCACGGCAACACAAGCUCUUCUCCACCCGACUUGACCUAGUUAGGUAUGAAGCGUCAAAAAUUCUGGAGGCGGAGCUCAUCCAAGCCACUGCGGACAGAAAAUGGGAUAAGGCUAGGCAGCUUUUUGAUGAUGUGGAAAAGCUUGCUAGAAGCGCUGAAGCGUUGGAAUACCAGGACAGAGACCAGUCACUGACACCAUUCCUGAGACAUUACAGCAUGUGUGGAGUCUACACUCGGUGCCGUUGCUUAGGUGUGGAUGUGCUGCAGCGCCUCAAAGAACAUCGACGUGCUGUCAAGGUUCUCAGAGACCUUUUAAGCCAAAAACUCUACUGUCAGAGCCGCAGAGGCCACUGGUGGGAUCGACUGGCUCUCAACUUGGAAGUUCAUUUGGGCAAGCCAGCGGAGGCAUUAAAAGUUGUGCAUGAAGGCUUGGAUGACCCCAGCAUUAGCCCUGCUGCCCGUCAUGCUUUGGUCACAAGGGCGAAUCGUUGGCAGCAAGGAUGCCCAAGGACGUGUUGCCAUCACUGAAAUUUCCUGGAACAGGAGAAAUGGGAUGCACUACCUCAGGUAGAAAUCGAAGGCCAGCUAGCAGAUCGUAUGCUGCCUGGACGAACUAAUAUGUUUGCGGCACGAGAUGGAACAACCAUGGAAGUCAUCUCCGUUGAAGAAGUGGCCUUGCGACAUUACAACCUGCACGGGUACCCUAAAGGAGUCCAUGGUGAAGGCUCCACAUUUCAUGCACUCUUCGGCCUGCUCUGCUGGGAUGUAAUAUACAUGAGUGGGGUGCCAGAUGCAUUUCGGUCUGCAUACCAGGCUCUGCCCAUGGAUCUUCAUUCAAAUUGCUUCUUCACAAGCCGGGAGCAAAGUUUCCUCGAAGCAUUCAAGGUCAUCUCCGAAAGCACGACACAGGAACUGGAAGAGAAAGUGGCAGUUGCCUACACCGCCCACUUGGGAAAGGCUGGCUUAGUGCAGUGGGACCGAUUCACAUGCACAGACGUUCAGGAAAUCGUGCGUUGCAUGGGCUCACAUGUGCUUUCAAGAAUCUGUGAGCUCUUGGCUCGUCAGUUUCGACAUCGCCGAAGUGGCUUGCCCGACUUACUUGUUUGGAACCCAGAAACGGGAAAAAGCCAAGCAGAAGUGAAAGGACCUGGCGACACGCUCUCACCAAAGCAAGUUGUCUGGUUGCGUGAGCUCUUAGCAAUGGGUGUGGAUUGUGAAGUCUGCCGUGUCACAGCGACAAGUUCGAAAAGGUUGCAGAGGAAGAAGGCUGGAGCUGACGAUGCAAGAGGAUGUUCAGAGCAGACGGAGUGAAGAGGUUCGCUUUAGUGGCAGUUGUGUGGACCCCUUGUUAUAUUCCUGGAAUUGGUAGUUUAAACUAGGAUCUCCAUAUUUUUCUAUUAUAUAAUAAAAUGACAGGGCUCUGUGUCUUGGAAAAAAAUUUGGGCUUUUAUAUCUCAAUUAAGUUUUACUAACCAUCUUUUUCACUUAUAUUGCUACCUUGAAAAAGUUGUGCAGUUUUAAUGGAUAGCAGUUACGAUAAAGUCAUUUCAACAA